This is a messenger RNA of Kwoniella shivajii, 1896 nucleotides long. RefSeq lists its product as uncharacterized. Bases 1 to 1896 code for a protein of 631 amino acids. The record is from RefSeq and is a predicted model, not a curated record. Gene Ontology annotation, molecular function: iron-sulfur cluster binding; electron-transferring-flavoprotein dehydrogenase activity. Gene Ontology annotation, biological process: electron transport chain. Gene Ontology annotation, cellular component: mitochondrial inner membrane. The transcript is spliced from 9 exons. NCBI's taxonomy places the organism in Eukaryota, Fungi, Basidiomycota, Tremellomycetes, Tremellales, Cryptococcaceae.
AUGUCACUACCUAAACCUUUACCAAGGUUACUGACCUCCCGAUCGACGAUAUUUGCCAUCACCCGACCACGACUUUCCACCCCAUCCUCCAAGGCGUCGACUUCAUCUUGUCCGGGUACGAUCAAUCAACCUCGAUCGAUCUCAUCGAGAUCAAGGAGAAGAUACGCGACAGAAGCUAAAUUCGAUCCUGAUACUGUUGAAAGAGCAACAGAUGAAGUUGACGUCUGUAUUGUCGGUGGCGGACCGGCUGGCUUAUCAGCUGCUAUAAGAUUGAAACAACUUGAACAGGAGAAAGGAGGCGAUGAGUUGAGAGUCGUCGUAUUGGAAAAGGGUGGAGAAGUUGGCGCACAUAUCCUCUCUGGCGCGGUAAUUGAGACAAAAGCACUUGACGAACUCAUACCAGACUGGAAAGAACUCGGCGCACCACUGAAUCAAGCCGCUACUUCCGAUAGUAUGCGAUUUCUAACUGAAAAAUCAUCGUUCCCAAUGCCACAUCCACCUCAAAUGAACAACAAAGGAAAUUAUAUCGUUUCACUUUCUAGGUUCACCGCUUGGUUGGGUGAACAAGCUGAAGCAUUAGGAGUCGAAGUUUAUCCUGGAUUUGCAGGAGCAAAAGUAUUAUACACGGAAGACGGUAAAGGUGUAAAAGGUGUUGUGACCGGUGAUGUAGGAUUAGAUAAAAAUGGUCAACCAAAAGAUUCAUAUGAACCAGGAAUGGCAUUUCAUUCAAAAGUAACUUUAAUAGCUGAAGGUGCACAUGGGAGUUUAUCAAAAGAAUUACAAAAUAAGUUUAAUUUAAGAGAAGGUAAAGAUCCUCAAACAUAUGGUUUAGGUAUAAAAGAAGUUUGGAAAGUUAGAGACGAAGUCUAUCAACCCGGCAAAGUCGUACAUACUUUAGGAUGGCCAUUAGAUUAUAAAACAUACGGUGGAAGUUGGUUAUACCACAUGGAGGAUAAUAUGGUCUCAUUAGGUUUAGUCGUUGGAUUAGAUUACCAAAAUCCUUAUUUAAGUCCUUACAAGGAAUUCCAAAGAAUGAAACAUCACCCUUUCUUCGCGAAUAUCUUGAAAGAUGGUCAAUGUAUAGCUUAUGGAGCACGAGCGUUGAACGAGGGUGGUUAUCAAUCCAUACCAAAAUUGCAUUUCCCAGGUGGAGCUCUGAUUGGUUGUUCAGCCGGUUUCUUGAAUGUACCAAAGAUCAAAGGUACUCACAACGCCAUGAAGUCUGGUAUGCUAGCUGCAGAAUCAGCAUUUGCGUCAAUCACAUCCACUACAGCUGAAGCAGAGUCAGAAACCGAAAGCAAACCCGCAGAUUUAUCGAGUUAUGCAACUGCAAUUGAAAAUUCAUGGGUAUACAAAGAAUUGAAAGAAGUUAGAAACUUGAGACCUUCUUUCCAUAAUCCCUUGGGAUUAUGGGGAGGUAUGGCCUACUCUGGUUUAGAUAGUCUGAUACUUAGAGGAAGAGUUCCUUGGACUUUUAGAAACAAUUGGGAGGAUUACGAAGUUACAAAGAAGGCUAGCGAAGUGAAACCUAUCGAAUACCCAGCACCAGAUGGAAAAUUAUCAUUUGAUAUCCUUACAUCAGUCUCGUUGACUGGAACGAAUCAUGCUGAGAACCAACCUGUUCAUUUGAGAUUACCAGAGGAGCAGGGAGCAAAGGAAAGACAUACUCAAACAAAUGUAUCAGAAUAUGCCGGUUUAUUGGGACGAGUCUGUCCUGCUGCCGUGUAUGAAUACGCAGACGCGGAAGGAUCAGAGGUGGAUGCUGCCGGCAAGAAAUUUGUAAUCAAUUCACAAAAUUGUAUCCAUUGCAAGACUUGCUCCAUCAAAACUCCCACUCAAGAUGUCAGAUGGACAGUGCCUGAGGGAGGUGGUGGACCCAAAUACACUAUUACCUAG